AUGAGCGUGGGCCCCACGGUUGGCAUGCCAGUUGUCAACUGGGCCAGGGACAUUGCGGUCUUCAUGUGCAAGCGGUUCAUGGGGGCUGGUUUCUGCAGGCACGCCGAGCAAGAAACGCCGCAUGUCCGUCCCAGCCGCAGCCCGGCUGGGGGCCCGCCCGACAACGAGAAACGCAUGGUCAAGAAUAUCGAGGGGCUGGAACGCCAGCUCGAGGCCGAGACGUCUACGCGCGCAGACGCAGCCGGGGGCUGCGGCAGCAUGAGAGUCGAGAGAUCGAAUGGGAACGAUGGCCAGGAUAUCAUCGCGAUCCAGACUAUCACGUUGGGCUCCAAGGCCGCUCAACUCUCCAACCCCGAUAUCGCUGACAUCUCCAAGGAGCUGCCUGAUGGCCUCAUGAAGCGGCGCGCGGAGCUGCCCGUUGGGGCGCAGGUCCUGCGGCUCAUGCGGGAGCGCGACAUGGUCGGCGUGGCCGUGGCCAAUCUUGAAUCGGAGCUGGAAGCCUUCAUCAAGCAGCACGGUGGCGGCGAGGAGCUUUCGGCGAACGUGGGCCGCGCGGUGCAGGCCGCGCAGCAGGAGGUCGCUGAGGCGCGCCGCGCGGCCUCCAGCGAGGCCUCGGAGCUGCCCUCGGAGCCUUCCAUGGAGGAGCUGCGGGCGCUCCUGCACAAGUCGGGCGCGCGGGUACCUGUUGAGGACGAUCAGGUCGGCGGUGAAGUCUACCCGGCCGGAGCUUCGCCGGUGGCGCUUAAGAGCGCCCGCGCUGCAGCACCCCCUGACGGCGCCAGCAACUGGGAAACUGAGUCCAGCAAUUGGGACGACGAGGCUUCCGCCGAGGUCAUAGCGUUCCAGGAGCACCACAGGAUGCAGGAUCGGCUCUGGGAGUUGCAGGACCAGUCCGAAAGCGGGGAAGGAACCACGGGCGGAGCGGGUAUGGUCACUGAGCCGUACAUCGCCGUGGCGGUGCCCAAGGGCCUGGCGUUCCACGUCGUGAAGUUCGGCGGGACAUGCGCGGCCCAUGUGUGCCGGGGAGUGCCUGGGGGCUUACAUGCGUUCCCUGGCUACUGUUUCACGAGCGAGGCGAUGGGCUCCGCCAGCCAGCGCCUGGUGGCGCAGCUCUGGCGCAGCGUCACCGCGGUGGCGACCCAUUGCAACGACUGGAUUGUAGCUGGCGGCUUCAACAUGGAGGCGAGUACGCUGGGGCUCGAAUGUGCGCGCGCGCUGCAGGACAUCAUCCUAGCGCUGGGCUCCACCGGACCGUGGCAUCUCAUGCAGCAUGCGAUACUGAAGGCCAGCGCUGACGCGUCUCUCCAGAAGGCGCGGGUCACCGUCCUGGCGGGGCUGGAGACUGAGCUCCUGGGCAGGCUUGCGCUGGUCGGUGACAGGCUUCGCGGCACAGUUGCCGGGCAGGACGCGGCGUUCACCAUCGCCGGGAAGGCCGACAACCUCGGGGCCAGGGUUCGGAAGGAGAGCCAGGCCAAGGGGGUGGAGUGGGCCCGCGACGCCGUCCUGCGCGAAGCUCGCGGCGCGCGCGGGGCCCUCAGGGUCAAAGCGCUGCAGGAGGUCCUCAAAGCCAGGCUGGGCGCCUCCCCCUCUGCCUCCGCGAGCGAUGCCAUGGAGGUCUGCAAGGAGAUCUGGAGGACCUAUGGGUUGGUGGCAGCUGCAUCUGCCCUCGGACGUGGUGUUGGGUGCGUCCUCGCCGCUUACCUUUGGGUCGCGGAUACCGCCACGAUGGACCUCAAAGGCUCCUCUAUGCCUCUGCACAGGGACGAGGCUGCCGCAGGCGCAGACUGCCCCGGCGCUGGCGCCGACCAGGGGAGGACCGCGCCAGCGCAGGAGCCCCCGGGCGGAGCCCGCGCCAGGGCGGAGGCGCAGCUCGGGCACGGGCGGCACGCGCUCGCGGUGGCUCCAGAGGCCCAGCCGCGCUUCGGCCAGCGCCUCCACGAGCCCCGCCAGUCCCCUGGCCCGCGGCCCGGCGCGCAGGCCGCGGCGGACGUGGCCGAGGGCUGCUCGGAGGGCGACGUGAUCGCCAAGUUCCACCAGCUCCCCUGGCGGUCAGGCACCCUCUCCAACCAGCAGUGGGCCUCCAGUCUGCGGAUGUACAAGCAGGCCCGCUCCCCCUCCCCGGGCCGCUCCGGCGAGUUCGGCGGCGAGCCGGGCAGCGCCCUCGCGGCCGUCCGCGCGCCGCGCUUCCGCUCGCCGCCGCCGGGCCCAUCGGCCUUCGGCGAUGCCCCGCCGGAGCUGCCGGGGAGGAAGCGGCCGCUUGCGCACGCGGAGGCCAAGGUGCCCUCGCACAUCGUGCGGAGCCCCAGCCCCCCGCGCCGCGGCCAGAAGCGGCCUCCGGGACACGACGACCUGCCCCUGCACGCGUCGGCCAGCAGCGAGCAGCCCCAGCCCCAGCCCUGGUGCCCGAGCGCCGACGGGCCGCCCGCCCACGGGCGUCGGGCAGCUGCCGAGCCGCAUCCGCACCGGCACCCGCCGAGGCAGGCGUCGCCCCAGCCGGCGCCGACGCAGCACGAGGCCGAGGCGCCCCAGCCAGAGGCGUCGCGCGAGGCGGAGCAGUGGCGGCUGGAGUUCGAGCGCCUGCGUCAGGCCUCCCACGACUCGGCCGAGCCAGAGUGCGCCUCGCAGCAGCAGUGGGAGACCUCGGAGCGCCAGGGCGUCGUGCGUUGCCCCGAAGACCUCACGGAUGCCACCGUGCGCGUCCUCUCGCCGGCCUUGAGCGCUGCGGAGGCCGAGGGGCUCCUGGAGGCGGCACGCGCGGCGGCCUUCGACCGGGGCCCGGACUCCGUCGACGGGAAGCCCACCUUCCAGGCCAACAUCCUGUCCAAGGGCCUCCCCGUCGACGCGGCCCUGGCGGCGAAGCUCCGCCCGAUCCUGGACCAGCGGCUGCUGCCCUACGCGCGGAACGCCGCCAACUGCAGCGGGUGUGUCGCCUGCACGGCGAUCGUCCGGCGGUACCUCGCCGGGGAGAGGCUGCGGCAUCCGCGGCACCACGACAGAGAGGCGUUCAUGACGAUGGUGGUGGCGCUCAGCCCGGCGAGCGCGUACACUGGCGGGCUCUACGUGCAGCCCGGGUACAGCGCCGAGGGGCGCGAAUUCGUCGCCCUGGAGGCGGGCGAGGCCGUCAUGCACGACUUCACCCUCAGGCACGGGGUGGAGGUGCUGAGCGGGGAGCGGUUCUCCCUGGCGGUCUGGCUCAAGCCGAGCGCGGAGUCGUGCUCGAGCGGGUCGUCGCCCUGGUACCUCGAGACCGCGGCCGCUGGCGACCCCCACGCCCAGUUCGUGCACGGCGAUCUGCUGUGGCGCCGGGCCCCAACGGAGGGCGUGCCCUGGCUGAGGAGCGCGGCAGAGCAGGGGCACGCCGUGGCGAUGCACCACCUGGCCAUCGCCUGUGAGGCCGGGCGGGGGACGCCGCAGGACCCCGCCGAGGCCGUCUUGUGGUACGCGCGCUCGGCGGAGAGGGGCUACGCUCCCGCCAUGGCGGCCGUGGCCGUGGCGCACGGGGUGGGGGUGGGCGGCCUCCCGCAGAACGCCACGGCGUACCUGGCGUGGACCCGCAGAGCGGCAGAGCACGGGGAGGAGGUGGCGAUGAAGAGGCUGGCAGACUCGCUGCUCGAGGGCGAGGGCGGCUCGGGCGCGGACGUGGCGGGUGCGGUCGAGUGGUACAGGAGGUCGGCGCAGCUCGGCCACGAGCCCGCCGCGGCAGCGCUGAAGGCGCUCGUGAGGCGGCGCGCCAGGCCCAGGUCGGCGAGCUCCGAGGCCGCGCGCCAGUCGCUGGCAGGGCGCUCCAGAAAAGGAAGGUUCGCAGAGGUCCAUCAGGACCCGGCGUGGCGCCUGGAAUAUGCGGGCACGUGCGACGACGGCGGACGGGGUGUGCCAGCGGACGAGAUCUCGAAUUGCCUCGGCGACUGCCCGAGCGCCGCCCACCUUCAUGAGGUCCGCGCGCAGUUCUCCUCGUCCCUGCCGUCCUGGCCGGCGUUGCCGCCGCCGCUCACCCGCGCACCCGUGGAGGACCGCGUGGCCGGGCGCCGCGUGCAGCCCCUCGGCGAGGCGCUCCGCGGCCCCAGGCCGGAGGCGGAGCCGCCCGGCAGCCCUGCGAGGGCCCAGGGGCCUCUGGCCGAGUUUACCAGCGUGGACGAAAUGCUGGCUGACGUCAAGCGCAACCGCGAGCUGAGGAGGCGGCAGGCAGCCUCCGCGCCCGACGCCGCCGCCGGCGGCCCCCUGACCGGGGCCUCCGCCGAGACGCUCGGCGGCGAGACGUCGGGCGGCGCGUGCGGCUCCGGGGCGACGCCGUGGCCCCUGUCGCAGCAGCUGCCGGCGCCCAGCAACAUCCGCCGCAUGCUGGCCGAGGCGAAGGUGAACCGGGCCUCGAGGAGGCGCACCCCCGCCACGCGGCGCAGCCCCCGAGGAACUCAGGGCCGUCUGCAGCGUCGGCCGCCCGGCGAGCCAAAGCCCGGAGAGGGCCCCGCCCGUCGAGGGGGUGUUCGGCGCGGACGGCGAGGAGCUGCUCCGCCUGCAGAGGAGGCUGGAGCUGGCUCUGCCGAGGACGCCGCGCGGCGCCUGCCCUGGCGACCUCGGGCCAGGCGGCGGAGGCUCCCUGCCGUCGCGCGCCCCGCGGCGCCCGGGCGAGGGCCCCGCCGCCGCCCGCGGCGACGAGGCGGCCGGGCCCAGCGGUGCGGCGGCCGGCUCGCCGCUCCCCGCGGCCGCCGGCCGGGAGAGGCACAGGGGCCUCGUGAGCGAGGCGCUGGACGACGGCUGCACCGCCCUGCUCCUGCUGAAGUCUGGCGGCAUGGCGGACGGCCAGCGGCGGCUGGGCGCGGCGGAGGAGGCCGGCGGUCACAGGGGGCGCGGGCAGAAGGCCAAGGACCCCGACAGCGCCACGCCGCACUCCAGGCGCGGCGCUUCCCCCCGCAGCGCGGACGGGGCCGGCAGCGAGCCCGACGCGGAGCUGCCGCCGAGAUCCCCGCAGGCGCGGGUCACGGCGUCCCCCUCCGGAGCCCCAGGCCGGCCCGCCCGCGGGCGGGACGGCGGCCGCGCGGACUUCCCCUGGGGCGGCGCGCCAGGCGCGGCGCCAGCCAGUGCUGGGUACCCCGAGCAGUCCAGCGAGCAGCCCAGCGCCUUGGGCGCCGGAGGGUGGCCGGGCGGCGAGUGGCGCGGGGGAGGGUGUGGCGCUGGCGCGCAGGGCGGCGCCGCGGGCGCUGGUGGAGGCGGCACGGGCGGCGCUGGAGGCGGCUGCAGAGGAGGCGGCGCCAGAGGCUCGUCGGACUCGGCGGGUGGUGGCGGCACCGGCGCUGGCGGUGGCGCUGGCGGUGGCGGCAGCACAGGCGGUGGCGCUGGAGGCGCUGGCGCCGUCGCGGGUGGCGGCGGCGCCACAGUCGGCGGCAGCGGAGGCGCCGUCGCGACUGGUGGCGGAGCGGAAGGCGUCGGCGCCGAAGGUGCGGUCGCCGUCGCUGGGGGUGGCGGUGCCGGAGGCGGCGGCGCUGGAGGCGGCGGCGCUGGAGGCGGCGGUGCCACAGGCGAUGGCGCCAGAGGCGCGGGCGCCGUCGUGAGUGGUGGCGUCAGCGGGAGCGGCGUCGCCGGAAGCGCGGGCGCCGUCGCCAGGGGCGGCAGCACUGCAGGCGGUGGCGCUGGAGGCGCGGGCGCGGGCGCGGGUGGUGGCGGUGCCAGAGGCGGCGGCAGCGGAGGCGCAGGCGCUGGCGUGGCUGGUGGCGGCUCGAGAGGCGGCGGGACGGGCGCGGAGGGCGGCCCCGCGGGAGCGGGUGGUGGCGGCACUGGAGGCGGCGGCGUUGGAGGCGCGGGCGCGGGCGCGGAUAG
Molecule: messenger RNA, 5811 nt
Organism: Prorocentrum cordatum
Lineage: Eukaryota; Dinophyceae; Prorocentrales; Prorocentraceae
Source: the annotation of a GenBank genome assembly